CCUCCCUAGUGCUUUGUGCUGAAGCAAUGGGUGCAUCUUCACCGCCCUCAUUUUCUCUAGUCCAUAGAGAGGGGGAGAAUCUCUGUUCCCAGAUGAGGAGAGAAAGAAAGAAGGGUAGCAGGGAAUGGUUUGGUUUUGGUAUAACAGGGUUUGGUUUGGUUUCUUCUCCCAGGGCUGUCAGAAGGAUGAAUUGUCUCCUGGGCCUCUCUGUGCUGUUUGCUUGGCGCUUGUCCCCAGCCCAUGGGAGCCUCUUGCAGCUGCACAACAUGAUCACGGAGGCGACAGGGAAAAACGCUUUGCUGCACUAUGCCUUCUAUGGCUGCUACUGCGGCCUGGGGGGCAAGGGGCAGCCCAAGGACGCCUCAGACAGGUGCUGCCAGCUACACGAUACCUGCUACCUCAGCCUCCUGAGCCACGACUGUGACGCCAAGAAGCAGAGCUACCACUACAAGGGGCACCACAGCAGCCCCUCCUGCAGAAAGGACUCCUGGUGUGCUCAGCUCUCCUGUGAGUGUGACCGCAGCCUGGCACUGUGCCUGAAGAGAAACGUCAGGAGCUACAGGAAACGCUACCAGUUCUAUCCCAAUUACCUGUGCAGGUGA
Corapipo altera (White-ruffed manakin) is the source of this 602-nucleotide messenger RNA. RefSeq names its product basic phospholipase A2 daboxin P-like. The transcript has 4 exons. The record is from RefSeq and is a predicted model, not a curated record. NCBI's taxonomy places the organism in Eukaryota, Metazoa, Chordata, Aves, Passeriformes, Pipridae. Gene Ontology annotation, molecular function: calcium ion binding; phospholipid binding. Gene Ontology annotation, biological process: arachidonate secretion; negative regulation of T cell proliferation; lipid catabolic process. Bases 27 to 602 code for a protein of 191 amino acids.